CCCUGCAGACAGAGCCCGCUUCUUCUUCUUCUUCCUUUCACUCCGCUGCGGCAACACGCUUUUUUAAUUUUCUACUCGCUUCAGAUUUAUUUUAUUUCACCCAGCAAGCGCCCCCCUCCUUUUUUCUCCUUCUCCCUCCCCUAAUUCUCUCUCCUCACUUUAAGGCAAUGCUGAGUGCGUUACACCCCGUCUGUGCGGAAAAACAGAAAACAACGAUCAAACAAACAUUUCAGCCGACGUUACGUUUUUAGGAGGAGACGUCUGAGCCCGGCGGAUCACUUGGACAGCAAGGCAGCAAGCAAGGACAUGCAGCAGAGAGGUCAGUGAGGAGGAGGAGGAGGAGGAGGAUGACAGCAGAAGAAUAGGAAACGGACAAGGAGGGAUGAGAAAGAGACUGAAGUAAGAGGAGGAAGUGGAAUUCCAAAGUGCCUACUGCGAGGGUACGUCUGCCGAGUCUGCUGGAUUACAGCGGGACGGUGUGUGUCUGGCCUUGAAUGGAGGCUGUAUUUUAUCCUGACAGCCACAGAGUCAUCCAUCCCACGUUGCUGAGCUGCAGUCCCAGCAUACCCUGAGCUGAGCAGCCACUUCGUCUCAUCAUUACAAGGACAUCUCCAUGUAAGACUGUCUUUUUUUUGUUUUAUUUUUGUUUUGUUCUUGUUUUUUGUUUUGCUCUAAAGAAAUCUUUAGUUUCCUUGUUAGGCUGCCCAAAUAUAACUAAAGUAGAACUACAGUGAAUGCCCCAGCCUGGCCAUGUUGACGUGAAUGUAGUGGUGAUUUACAGCGGGCUGAUACAGGUGAAUGCACACACUCGGCGACUCUGCGAUCCAAGCGACAUGCCAGAGUGAUGCCCUCAGAUUAGUUUCCUUUUUUUCUUCCCUUUUUUUGAGACAGAGCUGGCCUCUGCUCGCAGUCAAGCCCCUCUAUAUAUCUCACUGCAGUGAGACUUCAGCUGCCACUUUUCCCAGGAAGAACUAAUAAACAUCCCCCAAAAUACACCAACCAAAAGGACUCGCUGCCUAUUUGCACUGAGGAGAAACCGAAAAUAUUUUUGCUUCUGUUUCCUCUGUGUUGUGCUGGGGGAUUUUUUGUCUUGAAUCACCAUUAGUCACCCUUGCUCUCAUCAGACAGUUUUCCGUCAGUUUGCCCACCGCCGCUGCACAGCGUCUGCGAGCGUCUCUGAUGGCUGUCAGCAUGACCAUGGGACGAGACACCAAAUGGCUGACCUUGGAAGUGUGUCGUGAGUUUCAGAGAGGCACCUGCUCGCGGUCUGACGCUGAGUGUAAGUUUGCACAUCCCUCACGGAGCUGCCAUGUGGAGAACGGCCGAGUCAUCGCCUGCUUUGAUUCGCUCAAGGGGCGUUGCACACGCGAGAACUGCAAAUACCUGCACCCACCUCCGCACCUGAAAACCCAGCUGGAAAUCAAUGGGAGGAACAACCUGAUCCAGCAGAAGGCCGCGGCAGCCAUGUUGGCUCAGCAGAUGCAGUUCAUGCUGCCUGGAACACAACUGCAGCCCAUAACAACAUUCCCAGUGACACCCUCUCUGGCAACGAGUCCCAGCAUGGCAUUCAGUCCUUAUCUGAGCCACAUGGGCCCAGCGAUGGGUUUGAUGCCUGAGCUGCUGCCCAGCACUCCCCUGCUCGUCCCCGGGAGUCCUACCGGUCUGGCAGCCAUGGGAAAUGGCACCUCCGCACAAAAACAUGUGCGCACAGACAAGCUGGAGGUUUGCAGAGAAUUCCAGCGCGGGAACUGCACGCGAGGUGAGAACGACUGCCGCUACGCUCACCCCCUGGAGGCGGGCAUGGUGGACUGCAACGAGAACUCGGUCAUUGUCUGCAUGGACUAUAUUAAAGGCCGCUGCAGCCGAGACAAGUGCAAGUACUUCCACCCUCCAGCUCACCUGCAGGCCAGAAUCAAGGCUGCACAGCACCAAGCCAGUCAAAACACCCCGUCCUCAGGCUUGGGUCUGCCCCCGGGGGCUGUGCAGCCGCUACCAAAGAGGCCUGUCUUAGAGAAGAGCAACGGAGCUGCUGCCACCGUCUUCAAUCCCAGCAUGUUCCACUACCAGCAAGCCCUGGCUAACAUGCAGCUCCAGCAACCAGCCUUUAUCCCCACUGUAGACCCCUCGGAGCUUCUGACUUCAGAUCCUGUGGAGCUCCAGUGCAUUCCCAUGGAAACCCAUUUCUGCCCUGUCCCCAAACUGCUGGUGGCGGCUCCUGUGGCACUAAACUCAGUAAGCCUUUCCCGAAACCCCAGUUAAAAUCCCGUAAACCCCGAGCACUGCAGCAAACAUGUGCCUCGCCCACAGUGCACACCGACUGAUAUCAUGUUGUGAACGUAAGAGAGCUGCGAUGGUUCAUGCAAUACAGACCUGGACGUAUUACCGUUGCUUUAAAGCAGCCACCCUGAUGCAUACUGACUCGAUCGGGCCGAGCAAUAGAGCUCCCUCGUCCUUACAGCCAUACAUGCCCACACCUUAAAAGUGCAGCACAUGUGCGCACACAUAAACACACACACAUAUAUUCAAGACUAAAUGCCCUUUAUGGGUCGGAGCCAUCACAUGAGGCCACCCAACACAUUUGACUGUUCCAAAGUAAGAAGUUCAUUGUAGAAAAUUCAGACGGACCAGCUGCCGGUCUCCAACCAUGACGGGCUGUCAAAGUGAAAGAGUGUUUCAUAUCAUGUCACGUUUACGUUUCAAGAUGAGUGCAAAUGUGACGUUUGUGUUGUACGACGUGUACCGCUCAGUCUGUCAUCGUGGUCUCAUUUUGCCUGGUGAUACGUCAGUAAGGGGUUGUUGUUCAUUUGUUUGUGCCUUUGAUUUUUUCUGCUCAGCUGCAGAGGAGACUUAGUGUCCCAAAAAUAAUUCAAAGAAGAAUUAGUUACGUAAAUAGAGUGUAUUAGCCUGUAGCUGCUAUUGGGAUAAAGUCUACUGGUUACAGCAAAUGCCUCUUAAAAUGUAUAUUAGAGUUUCCUAAAUGCAAUGAAUGAUUUGCCCCCCUGUUUUAUUGAAAAAUGUAGACUGGGUGAAAGUAAUUUAGUAUGUAAUUACUUCUUAUAAAGAAGAUGGGAUGAGGGAUAUCUUUAGGAUGUGUUAAAUAAACUGCCUUAAAGCAGCUGAGGUCAUGUUCUCUAUGUAAGGGCCCCUCUCUGUAUAGUACUCUCCAGUAAUAGACCAGACAGCUCCAAUUGUCGAAACUGAUAAACCUGAGCUGUGAAGUUUCUUGAAUCGUGAUUUCCGAUCAGUGAUUGUGUUUCCUUUGUGAUGGGUAACUGUGUAACGACUAAAAAAGGAAAGGUUCGUCCCGUUUCCUCUGUGAUUUGAAACCUGAACACCAGGCUUUGCUCGCCGAUUCUGUGUGUGUUCAGCUCGCCUGUACUCUUAUUCAAAACAAAAUGCUAUUCCUGACUCUGUCAGAUCUGUGACAGAGUUUUAUAAAUGCCACUUAAACUUUUACACCUGAUGUCAGUUAUUGCACAAGAUGGAAGCGAGAUCGGUUUCCUUUUGUUGUGCCUAAAGUCUGCGGUAUAUGCAAGGAACUGCCCGUUUAAUGCAAUAUCUGGAUAAAUCCUCCAAAUAAAUGUUUCCCUCUCUAAUGCAGAGAUGUAUUUCAAAAGGCUGUUUGUUUGUGUAAUUCUCUCCUUUAAUGUGGCUUUUGGACUAAAUAAGUGGCACAAGAUUUUUAUGUUUUAUGGUUCUGCAGGGAGAAAGCUUCGAACUUGAAAAUAUCCUGUCUGACUUUAAAAUGUCAUGUCUUUCUACUGCUGUCCUGUUUGUCAAAAAUGACGAGACUCUAAAUGUUCUUAUAACCAGAAUCAAGUUGUAGAAAAGGAUGAACAAUUCUCAUGCUUGAUGUGUGAUGGUGAAAAAAAAAUUUUUUUUUGGCUUUCAAAUGUGUAAGGAAUUGCUUCGUAGGUGUGUACAAAAAAAAUGAACUUAACAGCUUUGGAAACUGGGCUGAAAUCACUUAUAUCCAAAUUCAAAUGUGCCUCUUUCAAGUCUCCUCAAACAAAACUGUCAGUACACUGUAAGACCAGACCAGUGCUCAAAGACAGAUGUGUUAUUUGGUACAUUAUUAUAAUAGGAAAUCACAUUUGUAUUAGUUUCCUCUGAGACAGCUGUGCUGUCUUACUGUCAAUGGAAGGAAAAAAAUCAGAGAGUUGUGUGCAUACAUACGUGUGUCAGAAAAGAUGAUGGAUCACAUAUUUGGUUAGUUGUAAAUGCUGCAGAUAUUACGACAUCUCCCAUUGAACAUUAUUCAUUUUAAAUAAUGUUAAUGUGUCGUGAAUGUAUCUAAUGCAAAAACUUUACACAUGCCCUUCUAAAAGACAGGCAUGCUGAAAUGUAAUGGUUCACUCUAUAUAGACUAUUUCAGAGGUCACAUACUGUAGGUACCAUGAUGAAACUGUGUUAAGACAUAUUAAAGUAUGUGUAUUGUUAUAUAGAUUUAUAUUUAAUGUUAAUGGGUGGUGUGACUACUUUUAGAAAUAUCUUUCACUGUCAGAAAAGGUAGAAAGGACUGCUGUACUCUUUGAAGUACAAAUGUACACAAUUCAGGUACAUUUCAGUACCAUUUAUUGCUAGUCAGUUUUUCUACCCCUACCCUCUGUAGUAUCCAAAGCACUAUAAACAAAACAUAUUAUCAUUAGGCAGAAAGUCAGCAUGCUACCUUUUUUCUCACAUGUAUUUCCCUUGUUGUCCCAGUACUGCAGCCCUGAUUCUGUUAACUUUUGGUGUGGAAAGGCUUUGUGGAGACAUAACUGUGCAGAAAACCCACUCAGCCAGAGCUGCAAGUGCAGCACCAGGUAUAAUCCUGGGAUUAACCCUCAUUUUGGGCGUGUAAAAGCUUUUCCCUCCUGACCACCUAAAUGCCCCAAAUAAGAUAGGUGGCGUAUUUGUGGCAGUUUAAGAAAAAGUACACAUAUCUGCUUACUUUUUUUUAAAGACAGAAGAUCUGAGCUGCUCUUAUGUUUCUGUGCUAAUACUAAGCUGGAAAGAGCUGCUAGUUAACACAGAGAAAAGGCCAGCACACCUUAAUAAACAGUUGUGCAAAAACAACCGCGUUACACAUUGUGACUGCUUGUGAACAGUGAGGUUGCCAGGCAACCAGCAAUAUAACCCAGAUGGAUUGUAAACUGUUCAUGAAGAAGUAAUUACAGGAGGAAAACAUCUAUAAAACUACAGAGUGCCCUCUUUAUAUCCAUUUUAAAGAUUAAAUGUGCAAUCUUGCAUGGAAGGUGUUUACACCUUUUAGAUAACUAAAAGUUAGCUUUUGGACAAACUGUGUAAUGUUUGUAAUAACUUAAGCCAACUUAAACAAGAAUAGAGUGCCCUCUAUAAGUACGUUAACAGAUAUCAUUGAUAAUUUAUGCAUCUGAAGUUGAUAUUAAAGCACAAAAAUGAGACAAAACAGUAGGUGGCUUUAGCUCUUAUAUAGUAUAUAAGUAAGUAAGUAAAGUUUAUUUAUAAAAGCACUUGUCACAGAAAUGAAGUUAUAAAGUGCUUGGCAAAAAAUAGUGUAAAAUAAAUAAAAACUGGGAAAAAUCACAAUAAAAUAUAAUAGAAAAUGAUAGACGUAUAAGUAAAUGUCAUCUGCAUAGAAACGAUAAGAAACUUCUGAAAAACCCUGAAUGAUGCCAGCUACAGGAAGAAAGCAGAAAGAAAAUAAUAACUGGCUCAGGAUUGAGCCUUGCAUUUAUCUGAGCCUUGCAGAUAAAUAAGAAGAAAGUCAAAUGGAAACCAUAGGUCUACUAAGGACAGUAUCAUGGUCUACAGUAUCAGAGGCUGUGCUGAGGUCAAACAGACCGAGCAGAGAACAAAUCCCUACAUCAGAAGCCAUAUGAAGCAUGUUUACUGAACAGCAAAAAGUUAGCCUAAAGUAAACACUACUGAACUGGUCUACAAAUAUCAAGAUGCAUAACUAUCUAUUUCUGUGCUGUUUGUGUAUUAAAUUGCACAUAAUAAAAGCUAAAGCCAGUCUGUAUUUUAUCUCAUGCAAUGCUUUUAUCCUAAAAUGCUAAAACUGAGGUUUAAAAUAUCUAUUUCAAUCUGCAGUUUACAUACUUUUAGAGGACACCUUAUUUGUAAUAACCUAAUACCAGUUAAUUUAUCUGUGUAGCUCCACUUUGUAUGGAAACAGGCUAGUGCCCCAUACAGCUGAUUUAAGCUUCAUAUUUACUAUACAGACAUAAGAGUGAUAUAAAAUCUUGUGAAUAAGUGUAUCUCCCAAAAUAGUUGAAUAAAGUAUUUUUAAAGUAUAGCUGACUUUCUAUCUGCAUGGUGGAUCAAACAGUAUGUAGGCUCAUAGCUGUCUCUAUGAACCUGAUGAUCAGAAUGUCCAGACAGGUCCCUUUUUCUAAAGACUAGCUUCGUCCAGCCAAUCCCCUCCUUAAGUGACCCUACCCCUAACAUCAGUAUGCCUUCACUAACAACUGUCCAGCUGGAAAAACAGAAUACUUGAUUAAUAAACUGUGCCUCUCGAGGGCAUUUGAGGUUUUUAAAUACAUUUAAAUGUAUCUAUUAAGGCUCAAGAGUGUAUUAAUUUGAGGAUUGUGGAGCACCAUGAGUAAAAAAAAAAAAAACAAUGUUUUUAACUCUUAAUUUUGUUCCCUCAUUCAUUCUAUUGUACUUGAUUACCUUUGGGCCUGGUUGUAAUUUUUUUUCCCACACGGUCCUAAAUCAUAACUGUUCAACGUGUGCAGAGCUCUGAUCUUCGCUGUCCUGUGAUCAGAUCCUUCAGCAUGUGGACACAGUUAACUCAGUCCUGAGAAUACAAACAAAGGGCCUUAAUCCUCGAUCAUAUGUCACAGCUGUGUAUGAAAAUGUAUUAAAUGUAAGAUUUUUUUUCUGACAUAAAAAAAAAACGCGGCAUGAAAAUAAUAAUAACAAUAAUGAUAACAAAAAAAUCAUUUAUAUGUAGUUAAUAGUUUGUGUAGACCAAUAUGAAAAACAUUAUGAUAUGAAAAUCGUUUGUACACAAUGAUGGAGUCAUUGUUAAUGGUAAUAGUUGCUGUUGCUUUGGCAACAAGAUGACAACAUGGCUACCUUUUUAUUAUCCUAAUAGUGAUUUUUUUUCCACAAUAAUUGAGAUGACAUACAGCACUAACUUAUCCGAAAAGGGAAUGUCUAAUUAUUAGUUUGUCUUGUUGCAACGUGAUUGAAAAACUUUAAUCCUUGUAAUAGCCAAAGGUCCUUAGGGGAGGUCAGCUGUUUAUUUUGUUUUGUUUAUUUGACGUUCAUUUUAUAUUUAGGUUUUUUCUUCUUGUACAUGGUGUUUUUGAGAAAUAGGAAUGAACUCUGGCUUUUAGAGCAAACAUCUGUCAGGGAGGUAAAGAGGCCCUUGGACUAACUGGAAGAUCUUUUUUCUGUGGAGGCGAGCGGUUUUUGCCGUUUGCCUCCUACAGACCGAGAGAUCUGGCUCAGGUUUUGGCCAAGAAGGUGGUCUCGAGGUCUCUUACUGCCCAGCUGUGCUGGGUGAUGUCGAUCCUCACUGAGGUGUAUACGAAUGUGUGAUGUUCACCUUGUUUGCACUUAUGUACAUAACUAUGUCAGAAUACUCAAAAUUUAUUUUGAAUAAAUACAGAUAAAAGAGUCAAUUAAAAAAAAUCUAAUCAAUAUAUUGUUAACGAUAUGUCUAUUGUUUUCUUACAUCUGCCCUUUUGUUUGUUGCUAGAGCCCUGUUCUUUGCUAAGCAUGGCACUGCCUAGCUGUAAACUACAAAUGAUUUGCUUUAUAAAGCUAUUUUUUUCAGUUCGGUUCAGUUGAUUGAUCCUCUGUGGUUUAAUAAUAUGCGACCCUGACAUCAAACAGGAGAGGUGGAUCAUAUGUAAGAACCUAAUCUGAGCAGAUGACAUGCAGACACAUUCCUCUCUCCAGUAAAGCACCAAAAUAAAGCACAGAGUAGCUCCAUCUGCAGGCUGAAAAACAAAAUAGGAGCCGAUAUUAAAUCUGACCACAGAGGAACAGAGAUUUAAAUUCUCCUUCAUCUCUGUCAUUUUGUAAUUUUUUUAAACUCUCCUGUUUCUUGUCAUUAACCAAAACAAUAAUAAAUCUGAAUUCUCCUCAGGAUUUUAGACUAAAUUGCAAACAAACGGCUUUUCCAAUAUUUUCCUCUCCCAGCAGCAGCAGCAUCCUCACAUGACUCUGGUUCUGCUGAUUUGAACAUGUGAUGUUCUUUAUUUGCCCCCAAAGCCAGCGAUUUUGUUGCCAUGGCACUUCUCCUAGUGUUGGACUGACUGAGUCAUCCUGGAGAAUCGGUUCACAGCCCUCUGACUGUUGAAUAUUGACUUCAAAGAGUUUGUGAGCAGGGACGGGUCUCUGAACGACGUGUACCCACAACUCACCAAAGCUUCUCUACUGACUCACCAGCUCCCCUCAUCAUUGCUGUCCCAGUUUAAGUACAUGCUGUGGGUUUUAAAUCACUGUAUUGUUACGAUUCAUUUUAGUUGUGAUUGUGCCUUUAAUGUGCAAACUGGACUUUUAGGUUCUACAUCUCAAUGACUAAAACCGCCACGUGAACUGAUCGUGUGCCAAUCAUAUCAAUUUAAUUACAUCCUCUGUUGAGUCCACAACUUAUUUUUUAAAUUGGGUACAAUCGCCGACUGAACGACACCCCCAUGGAAGAUGAUGAGGGCCAAAGACUGUUCAGGACUAAGCCAUAAAAAACUCUGACACUCUUGGGCAGACUUGAACGUGACUGCUGUUUCUUUGUUUCACUCUGUUUUCUGCUUGUGGUGCUUGUAUGUGCUCCUGUGCUACAUGCCAAUUUAUUUUGCAGUGUAUAGCUAAUUAUGAGUAAGUUACUGUGCCUAUGAUGAGUUCUGCAAUUUCUGUUUGACCUUAAAUAAAACACUUCAUUGUGA
Messenger RNA from Pelmatolapia mariae (spotted tilapia), 8861 nucleotides. RefSeq names its product muscleblind-like splicing regulator 3 (gene mbnl3). Gene Ontology annotation, biological process: regulation of RNA splicing. The record is from RefSeq and is a predicted model, not a curated record. The transcript has 7 exons. The coding region runs from base 1180 to 2259 and encodes 359 amino acids. Gene Ontology annotation, molecular function: metal ion binding; RNA binding. Lineage: Eukaryota; Metazoa; Chordata; Actinopteri; Cichliformes; Cichlidae. Gene Ontology annotation, cellular component: nucleus.